GACGUGACACAGUGAUGACGCAGUAGAUCGUCGCGUAAAUGAGUGGAAACGGCACCUGAAUACAGUGGGAAAGGAAGUGUCGCUCCUUUAUUGAUAACAUCUUUUUACCAAAUACGUAUGUGAGUAGUUUGGACGGCGACCUUCAUCAUUCUGAGCGGAUUCAAAAUCAACUCUUCUCCUGGAAGCAACGGUGGCAGGAUUUUCCUCAGCUGGUUUGCUAGCAAGACCGCCUGACUGGACUCUCGCUAUAAAAAAAAACAGAACUACCCAAUCAGCCGCUUAUUAUUUUGCAUUUCUAAACGAGUUAUAACGGCAAGCGAAGUUUUAAACGCCUUAUUUCUUGACUUAAUUUAGCCGUAACCGUUUGACUGCUUUAAUUUAACCGUAAAGCCACACUAUUGUAGUCUGGCAGCUAACUGCACGCGCUCUAAAUAAUCUAACCGAUAAAUGUCUCCAUGACAACGUGUGUGUUGUAGCUUUGAGCAUCAAUGUUACACAUCUGAGUAUGUAACAUGUUUACUCCGUGCUAAAGAGGAUGUUUAUACAUCACAACCUGCUGACAGAUAGUAGGUAGCUCACAGCUGGAUGGCGACGCAUCGAGGUCCAGUAUGAAACACGAUACAUCUGCGCUUCACUAACCGUGACUGGAGGCUCAUAAGAGAGCCUUCAUUAUGUGCGAUAGCUGUGUCAUCGUCCUGUCGAUCACCUCCACUACCCGAGACUGAGAUUUAGUGGCUCUUUUAAACACUCGUGAUCUAGUUAGUGUUGCGCAAUGGCGGGUGUUGGGGUCAGUGUGCUUUCGCCGGGUCAGCUGCCGUCUGCAUCCUCCAACUCCUCACCCACUGAUCCUAAUGCCCGGGGUUGCUCCAGCGGGGACUUCAUGGACACCUUCGGCAUCUUCCUGCAGGGCCUGCUGGGAGUGGUGGCCUUUAGUACCCUUAUGUUGAAACGCUUCAGGGAGCCCAAGCACGAACGGAGACCCUGGAGAAUUUGGUUUCUGGACACCUCCAAACAGGCCAUAGGGAUGCUGUUUAUUCACUUUGCCAAUGUCUACCUGUCUGACCUCACAGAGGAGGACCCAUGUUCACUAUAUCUAAUCAACUUCCUGUUGGAUGCAACACUGGGCAUGCUGGUGAUCUAUGGCGGCGUGAAGGCGGUUAGCGCUGUGGUUGAAUGGAGACAGUGGGAUUCGCUGCGUUUUGGAGAAUAUGGUGAGCCGGUUCAGUGCAGCGCCUGGGCAGGUCAGUGCGCUCUCUACAUCCUCAUCAUAAUGUUUGAGAAGGUCAUGAUCAUGCUGGUCCUCCUCAUCCCACAAUGGAAGAAGCUGGCUACACUCAACCCCAUAACCAACCCUCAUCUGGAGUUGGCUAUUGUCAUGCUAAUCGUCCCGUUUUUCGUGAAUGCUCUGAUGUUCUGGGUGGUGGAUAACUUCCUAAUGAAGAAGGGCAGAACAAAAGCCAAGCUGGAAGCAGAAGACGACCCUCGCGGCAACAGCAAAGUGCGCUACAGACGGGCAAUGUCACAUGAUGACUCUGAAUCAGAACGCUCUUCCUCUUCUGCUGGUCAGAUCCUGUUCUCCGCAGAUGACGAAAUGGAGGAUUCAGAUGGUGACGACGAUAUACGAAGAAUCAUAGGGCUCAAGCCUGUUAAGAAAAAGAAGCACCGUCUUGGUAUUCCAGUUUGAAUUCAAAUCGAUUUGGACUUGGGGUCAUGGGAACGAGGGAGGCCUCAACUCAUUUACCAGAGCACAGAUCAGCAAGUGAGGGGCAUAAUGACUAAGUCUAUGAAUUGUGGGGUAACGGACCCAGGCUCCAGUAAACACACACGAGAGGACCCUCCUGACAUUACCAGAAAGAUUUUUGCUAUUCUAUGCCACAGAUGAUUGAGGGAUCAAUCAUCUGACCAGCCUAUUGGGAGAUGAUCGGACCAUAUUUUCACUUUUUUUUUUGCACAUUCAUAAUUCUGCUUAAACAUCAUGUGGUUCUGCAGUGGAUAUACAACCCAGCUACAUCUCCUUGCAUCUGUCUAACAUUUGAACUGAUAAAAAAAAAAAAAAAAAUCAGUCUAAACCUAUACAAAUAACAUGCUGAUGUUGUUCUGCUGAGAUAAGUACCUUUAACUGUAUGCAUGUGAUUGAUCACACUUGGGCGAACUGUUCAAGGUCACUCAUAGUCGGUUCCUAAACGUGUUUGUAAGCGUGGCUGCAGCAGAAAAUUUUGUGCACGUCAGCAGUGUUAUGAGCUGGUAUUAUAAUACAGUUGGUACGGUCUUGCAAUGUGUGUUUUUAACCAUUAGGCAGCAGCCAAAUUGACAAGGUACAAAAUUCCAGGGGUGGCUGUUUCAUAACACUAAUCUAAUGGCUUGUCUUGCUGUUUGGUUUUUGAAAGAGUAUCUGCCUCAAUUCAGUGUGUUUCUGUGUUUUUUCUGCCAUUAAUGUUUUCCCUGUAUUUGUUUUUUUUUUCUCUUUUUUUUUUGUGGCCUAUUAAAGGGACAGUUCACCCAGAAAUUAAAGUCAUUUAAUGCAAUGCAAAUUAUAUUUUGAAUAAUGUUGCAGUCCAAAAAUGUCAUUGAGUUCCAUUGUAUAAACGCACACAAAAAAGGUUUUUUUUUUUUUUUUUUUUUUCAAAAUGUCUUGUUUCACAGAAGAGUGAAAGUCAUAGAGGUUUGGAAGUAAAUGAGGGUGACUAAUCUAUUAUGAUUUUCAUUUUUGGGUGAAGUGUCCUUUUAAAUUUUCAUUUUUGCUACUUAUUGCAGGGAAGGUGCUAUGUUACAGGACGUAACCUCUUACACAGUUUGGUGUUGCAUUGUUGUCUCUUUGUGUGCGGUAUUACCUUCGUUGUUUUUUUUUUUUUUGUCUUUAAGCAUUACCCCUGCACCUCUACUUAAUAUUUAGCAGUUAAACGCUAAACCAGUGGGUCUUUCUUCCAAAUACUUUCUCAUCCACUCUCACGCUUUUCUGCUCUAUGGAGCAUUUGAUUUUAUUCCAACACUAAAGCACAGAUAUUUGGAGAAUAAUGCAUUGCAACCUGCAUUCUCUGCAGAAAUUUUAAACAGACUGUCAUCUGUCAGAUUAUUUGUAAUCUUUAAUGUGAAGAGGAAGAUGCCUGUAGGUUUAGAGUUGGAGUAAAUGAAAUUGGGAGUACAGGACCAAUUGUCUUAUUGUUUGUAUUGUCUAACUGACAUUUAAUGGACCAAGUUUGUGGGAGUAAUAUGUUUGCACACAGUUUGUGUUUUACAGGGAUGAAUUGAAAGUGGGUUUCUGGUCAAGCCUGCUGGAUGAACAUGAUUACUGAUAAGGAUUUUGUCUAGGUGGAAAUGUAACUGCCUUUCCCUCUCCAGGUUUGAAUCUGACUAUUAUUAGAGAGUGAUCUUGGUUACGGUUGCAAGAGAAUGAAAUAAAUUGGAUGUGGAGAGGGGUUUUAAGUACUAAACAAUAUUAGAUGAUUUAGAGUUACUGACAAAUCAUGAACUUAUGUAUGCUUUUUCAAUAAACAAGUGUAAAAUCA
This is a messenger RNA of Ctenopharyngodon idella (grass carp), 3506 nucleotides long. It is a transcript of the gene stimate, whose product is annotated as STIM activating enhance. Gene Ontology annotation, cellular component: cortical endoplasmic reticulum; membrane. Gene Ontology annotation, molecular function: calcium channel regulator activity. Gene Ontology annotation, biological process: activation of store-operated calcium channel activity. The record is from RefSeq and is a predicted model, not a curated record. Lineage: Eukaryota; Metazoa; Chordata; Actinopteri; Cypriniformes; Xenocyprididae. The coding region runs from base 773 to 1684 and encodes 303 amino acids. The transcript has 8 exons.